Caenorhabditis auriculariae is the source of this 1067-nucleotide messenger RNA. Lineage: Eukaryota; Metazoa; Nematoda; Chromadorea; Rhabditida; Rhabditidae. The record is from the annotation of a GenBank genome assembly.
AUGAACGAGUUGAUGGCCAUUAUUGUGAUCGUGAUUUUGUGCUGCUUGAUGUUUUUCCUGUGGCUUGUGUCUAUGGCCACCUGUCCCGACACAAUGGUCAACUUCCUCUCUGGAAAGUGCGUUUUUUCAGUCAUUUUGUAUUUUUUGGGUAAUUUAAAAUGGCUUUCUUACCCUUCAAUGUAAAAGAGUUUCAAAAGUUUCCAAAUAAGAUUAUUUCAUUUUUCUUGGUAAAGCUUCUAUCGAAAAUAUUUACAGACUUUCUCAAAAAAAACGGUAGGUAAAAUAAAGUCAUUUUCUCGAAGAAUUAAGAGAUUGAUUUAUUUUUCUUCGAGAAUGACAUUCAGCAGCGACAUCACUCGUUGUAACAAUUAGGAAAUGAAUUGAUUGCCUCGAAAUAGGGUCAAAGUACUUUAGCCCAAAAAAGUUUUUUUUUUCACGAAGUUGAACCGAACGAUGUACAUUUUUAUGAAAUGAAACAAUCAUUUUUCAGAGCUGAAUCUGGCUACACCUCUCAUGACUCCAAAGAACUCAUUGCUCGGUGCGAAGAGGAGAAUAUUAGUCAUGUGAGUUUCAUUUCGAUUUCUGUUCUUCAUUUUCAAAUUGUUUAUUUUCCACAAGUCUUCAUCAUCUGACACUGAUUUUCAAACUUUCCGUUGGCUUUUUUCGAAAAUCAUUCCAGUCUUCAAAGCCCGCAUUUUUAAUUAAGAUUUGAUGACUUCGAACAGAAAAAAAAACUAUCAAUUUCUCUUGAAAAGCAUACGUUAUCAAAAAGUUUAUUCAUACUUGGCGAAGAAACUUUUUUCUCAGGAGUUCCUGAAAUCUAUCGCCAGGGAUAACAUCCAGUUGAACUCGGGGCGCCGAACUAGUGACAAGAAGCUGAGCGUCGUGCCAGAAGCCGACGAACAGGUGCGCUUACGGCUUUUCCAGUUGCCAGGAACUGGUAAAUGUUUUUCCAGUCUACGGUCCAGUCGACGAUCCACUCGAUCCGGCCGUCGAUCCUCCGCGCGGCUCCCGUUAUAACCGCCGUCGUCCACGAAGAAGACAAAGACAUCAUCGAACUUUCGUAA